CCGCGCGCACAUCCGGCGCCCUCGCGCCCGGUGUGGCGACGCCCCUUCCGAGCAGUCCUCCUGGUUCCCGGGCGGAGCCAUUGCUCCCCCGAGCUCCGGGACCCCUGAUUGGUACGUCCGCGCCCCUCCGUCGGGCUGCGGCAGGGGUACCUUCCAGCCAGCACCGGAGGUACAAGGAGGCAUUUCGUGAGUGUGUGCACCCACUUGGUAGGCGGGGUACCCGCGUGAGGACAGCAGGAACAGCCCCAUUCUGUACGCGGUGUCUCCCACUUCCUCAGGCUGGGCGCCUUCUUACACCCUUGGUUGCAUCCGUGCCCCGGAUAAACGCACGGGCGCUGCUCUGCACUCCCCAGAUGAGGAACGGAAGCUGGGAAGAAUGGCUUGCCUUAUAUGGAAGGAGCUGAGACUCUCCCCUCUGAACCACUGAACUGUCCUGCCUGCCGCCGCGGGUGGGGACCCUGGAGACUCCGGGGGAACAGCAGAGGCCUUAGCAACGCAAGCCACCGUGUCGCGACAACAGGCCAGGAGGCGAAGCAGCGCUGGGCUUAGGCGACUGGAGCUCCCUGUGCCCAUGGAGGGCGUUGCAGCCACAAGACUCAAGUCGGGGGCCCCACCUCAGGCCGUGGAAAAAGUUCUGCCACAGGCUGAGGACUGGCUGUUGGGUGUCACUGAGGGUGCUUCAGCCUGGGCCACCAGCCAUGAGACAGAGCUUCCCUCAGAUCUAGAGCUGAGUGAGGAACAGCAGCUGCAGAUCUCCAAGGAGCUGGUCGCACUGCAGAUCAGGGCCCAUCAGCUGCAGGAGCAGCACGAGGCUGAAGUCUUUGAGUUGAAGAGCGAGAUGGAUGCCGGCCUGUUCACCGGGUGGCCCUGUGAACGGGUGCACCUGCUCAUUCAGGUCCUGCAACUGGAGAGCCGGGUGCUGGAGCUGGAGCUGGAGGCUCACAGAGCGCGUGCGAUCCCAGAAGCAGCAGAUCAGAGGCCCCACCAGGCACCAGCACAGGAGCUUGGGCAAGAGGCCAGGGGUCAGGGACAGUCUGACCACCGCAGAGUCCAGCUGCAGGAAGAAGAGAAGCGGGCACCGGAGCAGGACAGGGCCCUGUGGCAGGCGCUGGAAACACGUGUGGCAGCCCUGGGCCAGCAGCUGCAGGGAGCCCGAGAGGAGGCCAGAACAGUUGGGCAGCGACUGGCUGCACAAGCCUUGGUGCUGUCUACCUGCCAGGGCCAGCUCCGCCAGGCCGAGGCCGAGAAUGCCCAGCUGCAGCUGCAGCUCAAGAAGCUGAGUGAGGAGUAUGCCCUCCGGCUGCAGCACUGUGCCCGGGCCGCGGCGGAGCACGCAGGUGGUACAGGCCACACAGCUACAGCCCUGCAGGCAUUUCUGGAGACCACCCUGGAGGACAUCCGGAUGGCACACCGCAGCCGUGAGCAACAGCUGGCCCGGGCCGCUCGCGCCUACCGCAAGCGCCUGGCAGAUCUGAGCCGCAGAUACGAGGAGCUGCUGGUCACCCACAGUGUGUGGCAGGUGCUGGUGGGCCCCCAUGGGGCACUUGGGACCCCUGAGGCUACUUUCGAUGCAGCCACCUCGCAUCUGGGGCCCCUGCCCCUGGUCACUGAGCUCGGCCACCUGCAGAAGGACCAGGCAAUGCCGGAGACACAGCUCCAGAAGCUCAAGGCCCAGGAGGGACGGGAUGAAGCCUCCCAGCAGACCACAUCCGAGCCACAGGGCCUGGAAGCUGCAUCCUGGGCCCAGAUCCACCAGAAGCUCCAAGACUUUUCCCAUGGCACCCAGGCAGAGCUGGAACGGGAGCGGGCCCAAUUGCUAGUCAGGGCCACAGUGGCCGAGGAGCAACUCUCCGAGCUACAGGAGUAUGUGGACCAGCACCUGGGCAGCAGGUACAGGCAGGAGAUCUUCAGGCUGAGGAAGCUGGUGGGUACCAGGGACCCCUGGAAAGUGGUGGCCACACCGCCAGGCAAGCCCCCACACCCGGAGACCCACAGCUGCUAGCUGGUCUUCGGACAAACUCGGAGAACUCUUCGCAGCCAACAUGGAGAGCUCCCCGCCCCACCGCACCCUGAAGGACCAUUCUACCCAACAAGAGCCAAGGCAGA
Molecule: messenger RNA, 2106 nt
Organism: Manis pentadactyla (Chinese pangolin)
Lineage: Eukaryota; Metazoa; Chordata; Mammalia; Pholidota; Manidae
Gene: CCDC78
Product: coiled-coil domain containing 78
Exons: 13
Coding region: 572-2002 (476 amino acids)
Cellular component (GO): cytoplasm
Source: RefSeq, a predicted model, not a curated record